Molecule: messenger RNA, 1104 nt
Organism: Cyclocybe aegerita
Lineage: Eukaryota; Fungi; Basidiomycota; Agaricomycetes; Agaricales; Hemipholiotaceae
Source: the annotation of a GenBank genome assembly
AUGACUGAGAAACGACGCUUCAGAGUGUCGAAUGGCAGCCUCCCGGCGACGAAGAUCGCAACUCUUGCACAAUACCACCCGUUCUCCCAACAGCUCGAUGUCGUCUUUCUAUCCAACCCUGUUCUGCUUGAAUCCUUGAAGAAGCUGGAAACCUCGUAUGCGAAGGGGAAGGCAAAGCUCUCGGAUGUCGUAGCCAAGGCAGACGCGUUCGUGAACCAGGUAGAAGGAGAGAGCAAUCUUCUUGUCGUGAGUCACAGCACCCACGAAGACGAUGCGUGGUGCAUCGAUCCUCGCGGGCAUCUGACGCUCUCUUUGGGCAAAGAUACCUGCGAAUACCUCGGGCUAGUUGGGCAAAAACUGCCAUCAGUGAGAGGCAUGAAAAACGUGCUUUCGCCCACUCAAGAAACACUAGCAACACUAGCGGAGCAGAGCUUUGGGAAACUCUACUGUUCGCGAGAUCCAGGCACCCCUCCCGAAGGACCGUUUCAAGACGGGCAAAUCCGCCGGGUGCUGUGCCAGAAGAAAGAGCUUCUGGACGUGCAUAUACCCGUCCUGAGCCUUGCAUCUCCUCCGCAACCGCCCCCGUCCAAGGUGGAGAGCGAACAGCAAUUUGACCAUGCUGAAGCACACGAAGAUUGGUCGCGUCGCGUUCAAAGCCUCUUCGAAUGGGCUGGCAUGGCUGCCCUCGGGGCACAAAGGCUGAACGCAAACGAUCGUGUCGAUCCGUACGUGGCGCUCUAUGAGCCUCCAACGCCGUCUCGCGUUGGGAACGUAACCCAUCUGCAGUGGGGCCUGCUGAGCCCUUGGUUUGUCCAGCAAAUUCUCGAUGCUGCAAUGAAAGUCUGCAGUCUGUGCCUUCAUCGGACAUUCUCCGUCUUUCCUCAUACCCUAAAUUCCAGCUCAACUCUCCAAACCACGCCAAGCCCCUCCUCCAAUUUCGCGAGCAUAACCUGCCACGCCCUGUCCUCAUCACCCGUAUCCUACAUACACCACAACGGAUACCGGUGCGCUAAAAGCGCCUACGCACGUUCCCACAAAGCUACCCCGAGCAGAAGGCGAAGACACGUGGAGUUUGUUCUUCGAGCGACCACACGAUGGCUCUGA